Schistosoma margrebowiei is the source of this 1709-nucleotide messenger RNA. The record is from the annotation of a GenBank genome assembly. NCBI's taxonomy places the organism in Eukaryota, Metazoa, Platyhelminthes, Trematoda, Strigeidida, Schistosomatidae.
CGUCGAGUGGCGCCAAUGUGGAAAUGUUGAGAUACACGAAGGUUUUACCUUUGAUUGUUGGGAGGAAGUCCGAGGUUAUUAAAUUCUUUUCUACUGCUACUUCAACCAGUACUACUCAGACCACCAAGACUACUUAUGGACCACUAUCUGAUGAAGACCGAAUAUUCACCAAUUUAUACGGUCGACAUGAUUGGCGUCUUAAAGGUGCCAUGCAACGUGGUCACUGGUAUAAAACAAAAGAGAUUAUCCUAAAAGGUAGUGAUUGGAUCAUUGAAGAAAUUAAAAAAUCUGGACUACGUGGUCGUGGUGGUGCUGGUUUUCCUUCGGGCAUGAAAUGGAGUUUUAUGAACAAACCAAGUGAUGGCAGACCUAAAUAUUUGGUAAUUAACGCUGAUGAAGGUGAACCUGGUACAUGCAAAGAUAGAGAAAUUAUGCGUCACGAUCCACAUACACUUAUUGAAGGCUGUCUUAUAGCUGGAAAAGCGAUGGGUGCCAAUGCAGCGUACAUUUAUAUUCGUGGUGAAUUUUAUAAUGAAGCGUCAAAUAUGCAAUUAGCUAUCAAAGAGGCUUAUGAAGCUGGUCUCCUGGGGAAAAAUGCAUGUGGCACUGGGUUUAAUUUCGAUGUUUAUAUUCAUCGUGGGGCUGGAGCAUAUAUAUGUGGUGAAGAAACCGCUCUAAUUGAAUCUCUUGAAGGAAAACAGGGAAAACCCCGUUUAAAACCACCUUUUCCAGCGGAUAUUGGAUUAUUCGGUUGUCCAACAACUGUGACAAAUGUUGAAACUGUAGCUGUUUCACCUACAAUUUGUCGUCGUGGUGGUGAUUGGUUUGCAAGCUUUGGCCGUGAAAGAAAUCGUGGUACUAAAUUAUUCAAUAUUUCAGGGCAUGUGAAUAAUCCAUGCACCGUUGAAGAAGAAAUGUCCAUACCGAUGCGUGAUUUAAUUGAACGACAUGCUGGCGGUGUAAUCGGUGGUUGGGAUAAUCUAUUAGCUGUUAUUCCAGGUGGUAGUUCUACUCCAUUAUUACCUAAAGAUAUUUGUAGUACUGUCCUAAUGGAUUUCGAUGCACUUGUACAAGUUAAUUCUGGUUUAGGUACAGCAGCAUUAAUUGUAAUGAGUCGAUCAGCUGAUGUUGUGAAUUGUAUUUCACGUCUUAUUAAAUUUUAUGAACAUGAAAGUUGUGGUCAAUGUACUCCAUGUCGUGAAGGAUGUCGUUGGUUAGGUCAAAUUAUGACUAGAUUUGUUAAAGGCAACGCUAAUAAGGAUGAAAUCGACAUGAUAUGGGAAAUUUCUAAACAAAUGGAAGGGCGUACAAUUUGUGCUUUAGCCGAUGGAGCUGCAUGGCCUGUCCAAGGUCUUAUUCGACAUUUUCGUCCUGAACUGGAAGCUCGAUUUGCUAAAUAUGGUAUAGAAUUAAAUGAACCACCUAAAGCUGAAUCCAGUAUUCCAUGUUGAUAAUAAUAGUAAUAAUGAUCUAUACUAUUUCUUUCUUUCAUGAUUACUGUUUAUAUAUAAAUGGAUAUUAUUAAAUUAAAACCUUUAUCUUAGUUUCUUCGUCCCUUUCACAACAAUAAUGACCAUUUACCUCAGCACAUUUUUAUAUAUGUGUGUGUGUAUUUCUCAACUCUUUUCAAAAUUAUCUUCUCUUUGUCUUGUUCAACUAACUCUCUUUCUAUACAUAAAUAUAUUACAAGUAGCAGAGAAUGAAGAAUA